Messenger RNA from Prorocentrum cordatum, 2848 nucleotides. Lineage: Eukaryota; Dinophyceae; Prorocentrales; Prorocentraceae. The record is from the annotation of a GenBank genome assembly.
CCUGGUGCAGGUGGAGGCCCUGCGGCACCUGGCGCGGAGCGUGUGCGCUUUCCUGGAGCAGUACAGUGGCAAGGUGCCGAUGCUGGAGUGGGAGUCGGAGCUCAAGUCCUCAGCGGUCAGCUACACAGGCGAAGAGGUGUACGCCGCGGAGAAGCUCGACAGAGAGCGCCUGAUGCUGGCCUUGCCGCCGAAGCACGCGCGCGGGCCGGUGCUGGCCACGGAGGUGAGCGACGGUUGGAUUCGAGGUGCGCUGGGGAAGCCCAAGUGGAUCUUCAAGAACCCUGAAGACCUGGGCGAGAUGCCGAAUACCCCCCGCGUCUGGGCGGAGGACGCCGAGUGGGAGCUCAUCGCCGCCGAGCUGGUGGACCGCGGGAUCCUGGUGCCUAUCGAGGAGGAGUGUAUUGUGCAGGUGAGAGGGCGGCGUGCGAUGGGCGGCCUCUUUGGGGUCCGCAACUCAGGGCUCGGCAAGGGCCAGGGUCCGCAGCGCCUCGUGAUGAACAUCAUCCCUAGCAACUGGCUGCAGGUGCCCCUGACCUCGUCGGAGGACUGCUUCUACGUGUGCCGCCUGCCCGUGGUCUGGUACAGGUACAUGGCCUUGUCCAAGCCCGUCAGGCGUGCUGCGUUGAGCUUGGCUGGGAGUGGCAGCGUGUUCGCGGCGGCGGCGGCGAUCCCCGUGGGCUGGAUCUCGGCGACGGGGAUCACCCAGCACAUCCACAGGAGGCUGUUGCGCGAGUGGGUCCUAGGGCAGGUUGGCCGCGGCUGCGACGACGAGUGCGUGCCCGUGCACAUCGGGCGCGCAGGGCAGAGGCACGGCCACUCCCCCUCCAAGUGUGCGAACCUCUUCAGGGUCUCACGAGGCUUGUCCAGGACAUCGGCCGUCCUACAGUUUGAAACUCACUUGAGGGAAGCUCCGCGCUUGCUCGAGGAUGUUGGUGAGCUGUCGGGCUGCCGUUUCAUCUGUCACUGCAGGCCAGAUCAGGGAUGCCACGGUGAUGUGCUGAUCAAGGUGUACUUCGACAACCUCGACCUCCUGGAGAUCGCGGAUGAGGAUCAGUUUGUGAGCCGCUCGCUGAAGGGCCAGGCCUUGGGCGAGCUCGUGGACGGCGAGCUAGGCAUGAGCAGCCCCCCCCCCCCCCCCAGAUACUUCAUUUACCAGCUGCUGAGCCUGAGCCUCUUUUCGCUGGACCGCGAGAAGGUGGCGCAGAGGUGGUUGCAGGUGCUUGCAGGCCGCUGGGUGCGAGCUAUGAUGUUCCGCGUGGACACGACGUCGGCCUUCGACCAUCUAUGGCGAGCCGUGGUGCGCUGGAAAGGCGAGCGCCGCCUGCCAAGCCCCGUCUUCAGGGAGAUCCUGAUCGCGCUGGGGCUCUUGCCACUCAUGAGGUGCGACCUGCGGUCCCCUGACAGCGGCGUGGUGACGGUGCCGGAUGCAAGUGAGCAGAAGGGUACCGUGUGCCGAGCCGUGCGGUUCCUCCCCCACGGGGCCGCGGCCGCGCGAGCGGCUCGGGCUAAGCGCGGAGGCCGACUGCAGGAUGAGGGCGUGCUGUUUUCUUUGUUCGACGGCAUUGGUGGCAUCAGGCGAUCUCUCGACAUGCGAACUGAUCGUCUCAGCGUGGACAGGUGCGAGCUGAACGGCGAGCGGUCGGGCUUCUUCUUCGAGAUCUUGCGGGCGCAGGCCUUGAUGCGUCGCGCGCCCCCCGUCGAGGUGCAGCUGUUCAACUUGGUCGAGAACGUAUCUUCCAUGAAGGCCCUGGAUAGACAGGCCAUGUCGCAGGCGCUGGGACUGCAGCCCGCGGUGAUCGAGGCAGCCGGCAUCUCGCAUUCUCGGCGAGACAGGCUGUAUUUGUGCGAUUGGGACCUGGUCAGGAGGGUGGUGAUCCCAGGUGGUUCGGGCGAUCUCAAACGGUGGCUUCGUGCGGGCCGUCACUGGUGUGGCGCAGAGUGCGAGGAGCAGUGGCGGUCGACCUUCGCCCGUUGCAUCCCGAGGGCGUGCGCAGGCUCUAAGCCCAAGGGUUUGCACCAACGUUCGGAGGAGGAGUUGGCGCGCUGGCGCACCCACGAGUACUGCUAUGCCCCGUACCAGUUCCGAGAUGUUCACUGCUUGCGCUGGGCUGGCGGUGAUUUGGAGCCUGCGGAUUCCUUUGAGUGGGCGGUGCUGAUGGACUCCCCCCCUGGUCACACGGCAACAGCCAUGGCGACCCGUUUCCGCAAGACCCGCGAGCUUGAGGUGGUCCGUUGCGCCUUGCUGGGCAACCCCUUCCAGUGCGCCGUGGUGGCCUGGAUCUUGGGGCACUGGGCGCACUGCCAGAAGUACCUCGACGGCGCCCCGAGCGUGGAGCUUUUGCGGCAGCAGGGCGGCGGCGUCGACGCGUCCGAGGGCGUGGUAAGGAUGGCGGCCGACGGGGGCGAGGCUGUGCUGGUUCGCUGCGAGGAUCUGUGCGGCCGCGAAUCCCAGCAGGACAUGAGCGUGCAGAUGGCCGAGGAGAUGGUGAGGCGCGCUCGAGGCUUGGGUGUUCGAUUGGAUUCACUGGAAGUGAUGCGCCCUGGUCUGUGGCCUCGGAGGCCCAUCAGUGUGGCGCGCUGGACAUGGAAGACGGGCCUGGUCUGGCGCUGGAGCUGGAAGAGCCACAUCACAGCGCUGGAGGUCCUCAGUACGAUGGCUGCUCUACGUUGGAGAUUCCGUGCAUGCCAUCAUCUGUACACGAGGCUUGCUCAUCUCAUGGACUCACAGAGGGCAUCGACCUUGGUCCUGGCGGCCUCAGCGCGACCGAUCUACGGGUACACCGAGACAGGGACGGUGUUGGUUUUCACCUCGUGGGUGAAAGCUCACGGUGUAGCAGUGGAGACUGAU